Messenger RNA from Arxiozyma heterogenica, 693 nucleotides. RefSeq names its product Efm4p (gene EFM4). Lineage: Eukaryota; Fungi; Ascomycota; Saccharomycetes; Saccharomycetales; Saccharomycetaceae. Gene Ontology annotation, molecular function: protein-lysine N-methyltransferase activity. Gene Ontology annotation, cellular component: cytoplasm. The transcript has a single exon. The record is from RefSeq and is a predicted model, not a curated record. Bases 1 to 693 code for a protein of 230 amino acids.
AUGGAAGAUACCACUAGAUUGAAUACAUCGAAACUAGGUACAAAACAGUAUUGGGAUAGUUUUUAUUCUUUAGAGAGAAGGAAUUUUAAGUCUAAUCCUGCAGAUACCGGUGAAUGUUGGUUUAACGAUAAUGAUGCAGAAUCAAAAAUGAUUGACUUCUUAUCUGAUAAUGUAGGUCAAUAUUUAAUAAAUGAGAAGUCAUCUAUUAUAGAUUUAGGUACUGGAAAUGGACAUCUAUUAUUUGAAUUAAAUGAGAAUGGGUUUAACGGUAAUAUGCUAGGUGUUGAUUAUUCUGAAGAGAGUGUUAGUUUCGCUAAAGAAAUUGCACAAGCUAAGGAUCGUUCACAGACGAUUACUUUUGAACAAGCGGAUAUAUUCAAUGAAGACUGGAACCCUGGUCAAUUUGACGUUGUUCUAGAUAAAGGUACAUUAGAUGCAAUUGCAUUAAGUGGGUUGAAAACAAAAGAUGGAAGUCAGUCUAUUGUUCAUGUUUAUAAUAAAAUUAUCGAAAAGUUGUUGAAACCAAAUGGAGUGUUCUUGAUAACAUCAUGUAAUUUCACUGAACAAGAAUUGAUUAAGAUUAUUGAAAAUCACAAUUUAAAAACCUGGGAGACUAUUGAUUAUCCAACUUUUGAAUUUGGUGGUAUUAAAGGUACUACAAUAUGUAGCAUAGCAUUUGUUAAGAAGAAGUAA